UCAGGCGCCGGCGCAUUAGGUCUGCGGCGGUCGAUCUAAUACGACAUACGAUUAAAAUUAAAUAAUGUAUAUUAUAAUAUCUAUUUAUAAUAUAAUAAUAGUAAAAUAGCAUUUUGUGUUUUCGCUGCGAGUGUACAAGUGGUCGUUUUUACAAUCGUCCCGUGAAUGAUCAAUUUCAUAUUUUUCUAUUAACUGUUCGAACUACAGAAAAUUUUUAUUGAUAUUUUAAAAUAGUUAUUAAUUAUCUAGAGGAAAACGUUAAGAGUGCCGGACCAUCAGUUAGUGGAUUUCUACCGAGUCAAAACAGUCUGAAGAGGACUUCUCGGGUACAUAACAAUACUAUAGGUAAAAUCUUCUACCCGCCAUUCGUUCAAUAUUUUUGAGCAACAAUGCCCGUAAGACUACAAUGGAGCCGACUUUUGUGUCGCAGUCACUUGCGACAGACGUGUGUCUCAUUAACUUGUAAUAAUCUGAGUCAACCGGCUCGUCAUCGCACCGAGUCUAAAGUGGUUCAUUCUCCAUUUUCGGACGUUCAGAUACCAGAAAAUUUAAUAGAUGAGUACGUGUGGAGCCGCCUGGAGAGAUGGGCGGACAAAGAAGCACUGGUUUGCGGAAUGACUAAUAGAAAAUUUACAUACUACGAGACGAGGCUGGCGUGCAAGAGGUUUGCGGCUAGUCUAAAGAAGAGAGGUGCAACGCCAGGCCAAGUGGUCGCCGUGCUGUUGCCAAACGUUCCAGAGUUUGCCAUAACUUCGCUAGGUGCCAUUGAAGCCGAUCUGGUCGUGACAACUAUCAAUCCAAUCUACACGUCAUUUGAACUUGCUCACCAGUUUAAAGACUCCGGUGCAGCAGGGGUAGUGACGAUUCCCGAGUUGUUGCCCAAAGUUUUUGAAGCACAGCAGCUAUUGAAUGGACCCGACUUUAAACCACUGUACAUAAUAUCCGUUAAUGGCAAAGGCCCGAGACCCGAUGGUGCGUGGGACUUUGAUGAGAUGCUCGAUCCGAUGGUGGACACUUCUAUUCUGAAAAAGAACCGAUCAAACGGUGAUGUGGCGUUCAUGCCAUACUCGAGUGGGACAACCGGUCUUUCCAAAGGCGUGUCGCUGUCGCACCGGAACCUUUUGGCUAACAUCGUACAGACGAACCAUCCAGAUAUAAAACACUUUUUUGACACUACAGCAAAUUAUCAAGAUGUGUUGCCAUCUGUUUUACCUUUUUACCAUAUUUAUGGUCUGACAAUGAUUCUUCUGAGAGGGCUAAGUUAUGGUUGUAAAUUGGUGACCUUGCCCAAACUUGAAUCGCAAUCAUUUUUAAAUAUACUUAAAAACCACAAGGCGACAUUAUUAUAUGUAGUACCACCGAUAGUACUGUUAUUGGGUCAAAAUAAAAACGUAACACCUGAACACUUUCAAAAUUUGAGACUUAUUUGUAAUGGCGCCGGUCCUGUGAAAGAAGCAGAUGCCGAAAAAGUACUUGCCAGAACCAAAAACAAAAAUGUACGUUUUUGUCAAGCGUAUGGCAUGACAGAAGCAUCGCCAGCCGUGUUCGUAUCCAGGAAUUCUUCACGGUUUGAUUAUUUGACCGUUGGUCCUCCCAUAUCUAACACUAUAGCCAGAGUCGUCGACCCCACCGAUGACACUAUUGAAUAUGGUCCUGGUGAAACCGGAGAAAUUCAGGUCAAAGGGCCACAGGUGAUGAUCGGUUACCACAACAACCCUGAAGCCACUGCUAACACUAUAAAUUCAGAAGGAUGGCUCAGUACUGGUGACAUUGGUUACUAUAACGAUAAAAAAGAAUUCUUCAUAGUUGAUCGUAUUAAGGAGUUGAUCAAAGUCCAAGGAUACCAGGUUCCGCCGGCUGAACUAGAAGGACUCCUAAGGACCCACCCGGCAGUACUAGACGCGGCUGUCAUCGGCGUGCCGGACGACCGAACAGGUGAGGCGCCGUUGGCGUACGUCGUGCUUGACUCAGACAAAUCGGCAGUCAGCGAAGUAGAUAUUAAAGCGUUCAUAGCAGAACGAGUGGCACCUUACAAGCAGAUCUCAGCUGGAGUGCGGUUCGUUGAAUCUCUACCCAAAAGUGCGGCCGGAAAAAUAUUACGAAGAUUACUAAAGGAUGAGUACGAAAAAACCAAGGCCACCAAGUGAUCACUGGAAGUCACGUUAAUAUAACGAUUUCAGAAAUUAUUAAUGAUAUAAAUAAUAUAAUAUUGUUAUAGGUAUUCGUUUGCAAAGGUUAAAGAAGAUAGAAAAACAUUUAUGGUUUUACUUAAUUAUCACGUCAUAUAUUAUGGUAGAUAAAUUGUUCAAACAAAUAUAUUUUAACUACUAUAUUUCUAUAGUAUCGGUUUCUGAUUUAAGACAACAAAUGAUAUUCAUUAUUGAUUUAAUUUACUUUGUCAGUUGUUAAAACAUAAUAAUUUAUUGUUAUACUCGUAUUAUAC
Melanaphis sacchari is the source of this 2443-nucleotide messenger RNA. It is a transcript of the gene pdgy, whose product is annotated as probable 4-coumarate--CoA ligase 3. Gene Ontology annotation, molecular function: long-chain fatty acid-CoA ligase activity. Gene Ontology annotation, cellular component: mitochondrion. The transcript has 9 exons. Gene Ontology annotation, biological process: fatty-acyl-CoA biosynthetic process; long-chain fatty acid metabolic process. NCBI's taxonomy places the organism in Eukaryota, Metazoa, Arthropoda, Insecta, Hemiptera, Aphididae. The record is from RefSeq and is a predicted model, not a curated record. The coding region runs from base 390 to 2147 and encodes 585 amino acids.